AUGAUGAGUAUAACUAAACCAAAACCCAUUAAUCCAGAUACACCUUUGACACUGAUUAAAGACAUUCAAAAUAAUGUAAACAACAUAACUGUUAUGUGCAUAGUAUUAGAAGUAAAUCCUGCUGUACAACUCAAAGAUAACCAUGAAGUUCGAACAGUAAAAGUAGCCGAUAGUUCAGCAUGCAUCAAUUUUUCAGUCUGGGAUGAACCUGGUUCAUUUUUAUAUCCAGGUGACAUAAUACGUGUUCACAGAGCUUAUGCAAUUUAUUUUAGAAACUGUCUUACUCUGUAUGUUGGUAAGAAUGGAGAAAUUGAAAAAAUCGGUGAUUUUAUCAUGACAUUUAAUGAAUCUGUUAAUAUGAGUGAAAUAAACCUAAAUGCACCACCACCACAACCACCUCCAGGAGCCAAUGGAAAUACAAUAAGUAAUGCAAGACGAACAGGUGUAGGAAAACAAAAUAUGAAACCAAAUUCAUUCAAAGGUAACAAUGGAAAAAGUGGACCUAGAAGUCAAAUGAGGCCAGAAAGAAAAUAA
Molecule: messenger RNA, 534 nt
Organism: Rhopalosiphum padi (bird cherry-oat aphid)
Lineage: Eukaryota; Metazoa; Arthropoda; Insecta; Hemiptera; Aphididae
Product: SOSS complex subunit B homolog
Exons: 1
Coding region: 1-534 (177 amino acids)
Biological process (GO): response to ionizing radiation; mitotic cell cycle checkpoint signaling; double-strand break repair via homologous recombination
Cellular component (GO): SOSS complex
Molecular function (GO): DNA binding
Source: RefSeq, a predicted model, not a curated record